This is a messenger RNA of Diversispora eburnea, 334 nucleotides long. The record is from the annotation of a GenBank genome assembly. NCBI's taxonomy places the organism in Eukaryota, Fungi, Glomeromycota, Glomeromycetes, Diversisporales, Diversisporaceae.
UGGUGGUGAAAAUGAUUACGCCAGUUCAAAUGAAUCGUAUGAAAAGAAAAAACAAAAUCAUGACAAUUUAAAUGGUAAAGUUAUUAUAAAUGUUAAUGAAAAAGAAUUGGAGAAGAUGGAUGAACUUUGGAUUGAGAAAAAAAGUAUGAUUGAAUGUAAUGAGCUUGCUAUUUUUGAAAAGGUUUGGGAGAACUACUUUUGCCCAUUUGAAUGGCGUGCGCAGGAUUAUGAUUAUCAAGCAAAAGAUAAUUUUUUUCUACCAAUGAUCGAUUCCCUUAAAUGUGACUCCAAACGCUCAUCUUCAGAACUUUUUCUCACCAAAGUUGCGCCAUGA